GGGAAUGGUCUCUUUUACCAGGAAGAAGCCCCAGGUGUUCUUUAUGGGAAGUUUAUUUCAUAACUGUUUCCUUGACUGAAGCAGCCUCAUUACACCCUUUCAAAUAGCUGUCUUAGUCAGACUUGUUUGACAGGGGCAUUUUCCUUCCUUAUAUGUUAACUUCUUUGAGUCACUUAUCAAUUUAUAUAGAUGGGGUUGGAUAAAGUGCAUUAGGCCAAUGGUUGAUCACUACCCAUGUCAUCGCACAGCCUACGUGUGGCUAUGUUCAGUCAUUGGAAUAGGGGAAUGGACAAGAUGUGACCCAACAGGUAAAACUGUGUCCUCAUCUUGUAGAGACCUGGCUCUGUCACAACAUCCCAGAUCAGGCUAUUGCAAUCAAUAUGCUGCCCAUGCUCCACAAAUAUAGAAUUCAAGACAAAUGGAGGCAGGUGCUGUAUUUUACUCAACAAUCAACUCACAAUCCUUGAAAAAUGAAAAAAAGAAAACAAAUGAUUUAUUAGUCAGUCACUGAAAGAAUCAGUCUCACCUAAACCCUAAUAGCUAAUGCUAUUAUUCUCUCAAUCAUUCUAUCUUAUCAUAGUCUCAUGUUUAUGUGUAUUGCAACAUUACUGAAUGGACGCCUCUGUGGUCUUAAUGUAUGGCUUCUUUUCAAGUUUAGGCAGCACAGUAAAUAUGUAUGCAUACUAUGAAAGGUUUGCUUGGAAAUGGUUGACACAUAUAAUAUUAUCAAAUCAGCUUGCUGGGAAGUGCUGAGAAAAUAUUUUUUUCUUCCUGUAACACAAAUCAGUACUGACACAGGAGGCAAAGUCCACAAGUGUUAUUGUUAACAUGAACGAGGUGACUCAGUGUGGUUCAGAGUGUAUAUAAAGAAAACAGAGCCUCUUGUCAUCAGUGCAUCACUGAUCCAUCCUGAAAACUGAAGAACACUUCAAGAUACUGACUACUGCUUCUUUCUAUCUGUGAGCAGGCGUUCACUCAUCAGCUUUAGCAUGAAGACUCUACUGAUGUUCUUUGUUAUCUUUUGUCAUGCUCUGUCCAUCAGGGCUGCAACAGUUGCUUCACCUGAGGAGGUUGCAGUACAACAGGAAGACGUAUCUGCACAAAAAACAGACGUGGAUGCUGACACUAGUCUUGCUGCUGACAGAGCAGCUGUUGGGCGUCAAGCUCGUUUCACUUUUUGCCUUGAUGGUUGGCUUGGCUUCCGUGGUAAAUGCUACUACUUAGCUAACCAAGCUGAUACCUGGAGAGAUGCUGAGAGCUAUUGUGCUAACUAUGAUGGCAGUCUGGCCUCAGUUCACAACAUCUGGGAGUAUAGUUUCCUUCAGCGCAUGGUCAGGACCGGUGGUCACACUUUUGCCUGGAUUGGAGGUUACUACUUUCAGGGUGACUGGAGAUGGGAAGAUGGAUCAGCAUUUGACUACCACAACUGGGAAACACAGAGCUCCACUGACUAUUACCAGUGCCUCCAGGUCAAUUCUCAAGAAUCCAGGGGCUGGUCCAAUCAUGGCUGCAGCAUGCGUUUCCCAUUUGUGUGUCAAGUGAAGCCAAGCUGCUAGUCCUCAUGGUGUGGAUAAUGUUACUGCUGACUUGCCCAGAUGCUCUGGAUGCUGAAGCUCUUUAUAUUCUUUAUAAAACAUAUAUAUCAAAAUUAUGCAUCUAUGCUAGAAAUAAAAGCACAAAUAUAUACACAUCAAUAUAAUGUCUUUUUUUCUGAACACCAGUUUGGAUUGCAAAGCAGUUACAGAGAUGAUUGUUUUUUUGUAUUUAUUGCUAUCUUAUCUGCCUAAAGAGUGUAAUAGUCUCUGUGUGUUCUUAAAUUAAAAAAAAAACCUUAUGAGUUUCCAG
Messenger RNA from Scatophagus argus, 1845 nucleotides. Its product is annotated as rheacalcin-1-like. The transcript is spliced from 8 exons. Gene Ontology annotation, molecular function: signaling receptor activity. The record is from RefSeq and is a predicted model, not a curated record. Lineage: Eukaryota; Metazoa; Chordata; Actinopteri; Scatophagidae. The coding region runs from base 990 to 1556 and encodes 188 amino acids.